Messenger RNA from Pangasianodon hypophthalmus (striped catfish), 3074 nucleotides. RefSeq names its product erythrocyte membrane protein band 4.1 like 4A (gene epb41l4a). Gene Ontology annotation, cellular component: cytoskeleton. The record is from RefSeq and is a predicted model, not a curated record. The coding region runs from base 510 to 2543 and encodes 677 amino acids. The transcript has 23 exons. Lineage: Eukaryota; Metazoa; Chordata; Actinopteri; Siluriformes; Pangasiidae.
CGCUGGAGGAGUGAAUUUACAGCGCGUUCAGUUUUCAAGUCGGUGCGGAACAUUCACUGCAUAUAUAUUUACACAAAAUAUAACGACUUCGGAUGAAAAAUAACAAUAAAGCGACUACUUGAAAGGAAUACAUAAGGAAUUACUUUUGGGACUCGGGAGCAGAAAUACACCUGAGCUCACACACACACACACACACAGAGGCUCUCGUGAGGGUCGUCAAGUGUUUGCGCGAGCGCUCAGAAAGGAAGAUGCUGAGGUGAUGCUAAAUGCUAGAGUUUCUUUUUUGCUAUAAAAGGUAACUUAAAAAAAAGAUAUAAUAUUUGAAAUAGUAUUAAUUCUGUUCUGUAGGCUACAGCUAAAAAAAAAAAAAAAAAGAGUCGUGUGAACAAAGUAGCUAACUCACAGGUCGUGUUUUUUUCUGGACACGGAAUUCUCCUGACCACCAUGACGAGUAGCUUAAAGACAAAUUAAACACAUUUUUAAGGAAAUUUUAAGUUUUCAGUGCAAAUAUGAGCUGUUUCUGCUCCACUCAAGAGGAAUUCUACUGCGAGGUGUUGCUUCUGGAUGAGACCAAGCUCAUUUUAACCACCCAGCAUCAGGGCAUUAAGAAAUCCACCAAGGGCUCUGUGGUGCUGGAUUAUGUGUUCAGCCACGUCAACCUCUUAGAAAGCGACUACUUCGGCCUGCGCUACUGCGACCGCAGCCAUCAGACAUAUUGGCUAGAUCCGACAAAAACCCUGGCAGAACAUAAAGAUCUUAUAGCAACCGGCCCGCCAUACACACUGUAUUUCGGCGUUAAAUUUUAUGCCGAGGAUCCCUGUAAACUAAAGGAGGAAAUUACAAGGUACCAAUUCUUCCUUCAGAUAAAGCAGGAUGUGCUGCAAGGAAGACUUCCAUGUCCCUUCAAUGUCAGUGCACAGAUGGCAGCUCUGGUGAUUCAAUCUGAGCUCGGAGAUUAUGACCCGUACAAGCACAUGCCAGGCUACGUGUCAGAGUAUCGCUUUGUUCCAGACCAGAAAGAAGACUUGGAGGAUGCUAUUGAGCAGAUUCACAAAACACUAAUGGGUCAGACGCCUUCCGAAGCCGAGAUGAAUUAUUUAAGCAUGGCUAAGACACUGGAGAUGUAUGGGGUGGACCUUCAUCCUGUGUUUGGGGAAAAGCAGUCCGAAUACUUCCUGGGGUUGACACCAGUUGGAGUUGUAGUUUACAAAAAUAAAACGCAAGUUGGGAAGUAUUUCUGGCCAAGAAUUACAAAAGUAUUUUUCAAAGAAACACAGUUUGAGCUGCGCGUUCUGGGGAAAGAUUGCAAUGAGACAUCAUUCUUCUUCGAAGCUCCCAGCAAGGUGUCAUGUAAAAACCUUUGGAAGUGUUGUGUGGAACAUCACACCUUCUUCAGAAUGCCGGAAAAUGAAGUCAACACACUGUCAAGCAAGCUGUCCAAAUUCAGCUCUCUGGGCUCCAAACAUCGUUACAGUGGGAAGACCGCCAUGCAGAUGGGAAAAGAUCAGUGUGUGGGUUUGCCCAGGCCGAAUCUGGAGGUGGUGCGCACACGCAGUAAAACUUACCCAAAGAGGAGCACUCAGCCCACAAGCUUGAACAAUGGGAGCCGAUCAGUCACAAAGGCAGGAAAUUCCCUGGGUGAAGGCCAGGCUAAAGCCAGCACACUCCCACCAGCCAAGAGCCCCAAAGUGUCCAAGACAGAGAGCAUUUCCGAGGAUCAGCCAAGCAAGCACAUGGCCCCCUGGGACGAGAAUGCACCACAGAGCGGGCUGUACAACUCGGCCAGCGAGCGAAACAAAUCUCCCAAAUUCCCGAACACACGCAGACGUUCGCCCUCAGGAGGCAGCGAGAACGAGGUUAUGAACUCCUCGAAGCACAGGAAAGGCCAGAGCAGUGAGGAUCCAUCCAGCAAACAGCACCGGAGAAGGUCACGUUCCCGAGGCAACACAAGCAGCGGCAGUGAGUCAGAGAAUUCCAACAGAGAGCAUCGUAAAAAGAGGAACCGGUCCCGGCAGGAGAACGAGAUGGUAGAUUCCGGCCCGCAGUGGGAGGCUGUGCUUCGCAGGCAAAAGGAGAAAAACCCGAAUGACCCCAACCAUCGCCGCUCGCGCCAUCGCUCUAGAUCGAGAAGUCCAGAUGUUCAGGCGAAAGAGCAGCUGUGGAAGCAUAUACAGAAGGAGUUGGUGGAUCCAUCCGGUCUGACAGAGGAACAGCUGAAGGAGAUUCCGUAUAAGAAAGUAGAAACUCAAGGUGACCCGAUCCGUAUCCGGCACUCUCACUCUCCCCGGAGCUACCGACAGUACCGGCGCUCACACUGCUCCGAUGGAGAGAGGUCUGUCCUCUCAGAGGUCAACUCUCGGACUGAUCUGGUGCCUCCACUUCCUGUUACGCGCACUGUAGACAUGACAGGGUCCUGUACUGCCACCUCACAGAAGAAGAAUGGAUCCAAAGACAACCUUUCAGAGAGCUCUGGACAAGAGACAAAAAGCAGCAUCAAGGCGGCGAAAACCUCACACAGCGCCCGGACGAAAAACGAGACGUGACCGCUUUCACGAUUUUCACCAUGAAAGGUUAGGAGAGGUAAUGGACAAUAUACUGAGACCUGGAAGUAUUCAACACUAAUAGAUGGAAAUUUCAGACAGACAUGGCACAAGCUUGUCUGAUAAAUAAGUUAGUGUUAAUUUAAAAAAAAAAGGCAUUUUGUACUUUUAUUAACAGAACGAACAUGAUCAUUACAAGCACACAAGUGUUUUAAAAACCACUCAUUCUAUUCUGACAAUCAAGUGAAGGAUAAUGCAUCAUUUAUAUAGUGAACAUGGCACAGGCUUUAAGGUGUUACAGUGAACACUGAUUUUGACAUUUUAUACAGUAUUAAAUAUUCUUGAACUCGUUAUCGUACAUGUGGAUAUUAUCAGGCAAAGAAACUGUAUUUGUGUCCUCCGAUGAUAGACUAAAUUCUGUAGGAAAUUGUUGCUGCUGUAACUCUUUGUAUUGUCUUUCUCUGCUGUUAGGAAAUACACUGUACAUGUUUAACUGUAGCUGAGUGGAGACUCAAUAAAAUAAAUUCUACUCAA